AUGCCAGUUUUAUGUUACUAUAUAAAACUAUACUUACUACGGCAGCGCAAGUUUUCUGCAUUAUUUCAUGCAUCAGAUGAACUAACUGAUCUGCCACAUCGAUUUUUUUAUACGGAAAUUUAUACGACGGAUCAUCAGAAGAAGAAUGCAGAAAGAGACUUUCCUUUGGAUCAUGCACAUACAUGUUUUUAUUUUCAACAGUGGAAAAUCCAUUUCACAAGAAUUAAAUCUAUCUUCAUCUAUUUCGUUGCGUUGAGCGUCUUCUUGAAUGCUGAGACUGCCUUUAGUUGGAAGAUCAGAGCUGUAGACGUGUAA
Molecule: messenger RNA, 315 nt
Organism: Necator americanus (New World hookworm)
Lineage: Eukaryota; Metazoa; Nematoda; Chromadorea; Rhabditida; Ancylostomatidae
Exons: 4
Coding region: 1-315 (104 amino acids)
Source: RefSeq, a predicted model, not a curated record